This is a messenger RNA of Encephalitozoon hellem ATCC 50504, 1836 nucleotides long. RefSeq lists its product as uncharacterized. The record is from RefSeq and is a predicted model, not a curated record. NCBI's taxonomy places the organism in Eukaryota, Fungi, Microsporidia, Unikaryonidae. Gene Ontology annotation, molecular function: translation initiation factor activity; mRNA binding; protein binding. The transcript has a single exon. The coding region runs from base 1 to 1836 and encodes 611 amino acids. Gene Ontology annotation, cellular component: eukaryotic translation initiation factor 4F complex.
AUGAUAAAAAAGAUCAUUCACAGACCAAAGAAACCGCUUUUUGUAUUUAAAAGAGAGGAGUCUUUGCCAUAUGGGCCUAGGGUAAAGAGUGCACCGCCAAUUGAAAUAAACUUUGAGUUGCCUUCAAAGGCCGAGCCAAAGCCAGUGAUAAGGUUUACAAGGCCUGACGGAACACCUAUAAGAGUAGAAGACUUAAUAGAUUCAACAGAUAGUGAAGUGUUGACUGAGAGCUCAGCGGAGGCAGAAACAGAAGAUGAAAGCAUUCUGCAAGGAGAAAAUAUAGCUUGCACGCAGGAGAAGGCUGAGCCAGAAUGCAAGGAGCAAAAACUUGCCCAAAAGGAAGCAGUGUCUAGCCUCGAAAGUAGGGAGUUGAUGCUGAACAAUCUUCUGAAGAAAUUUUCUGAGGAAAGGAUUGCUGAGAAUAGAGGCCCAUGCUACAAGGUUAGUGAGAUUCUCAGUAUAAAAGAACGGCAGCCGAUUCCUCUUGAGCUAAAGAUAAAGACCAAAAAGGAGACCAAGGGAGUAUACCGGCCGGAUAGCAGCAGAAAAGAUACGUGCAUUGAGCAGGCUAGGCUUGAAUUCAAUAGACUUACAGCUAAAAACAUCGGCUUUGUUAUAAAGAAUCUUAAAGGCAUUCGAGUUGGAACCAUUGAGGAGAUGAAAGAGAUAGCAAACAUUCUAUUUGAUAAGGCGAUUUCUGAGCCCACAUUUGUAAAAUACUAUGCGCUUGUUGUACUCGACUUAAAGAAAGAGUGGCAGUCUGAAGAAGAAAAGUCCAGGGACAUAAGCCAGACUGUGUUCUUUGGAACACUUCUUACAUUGACACUGAAGACAUUCGAGAACAAGGAAAAAUGGGGAGACGAGCACAAAAGAAAAGAGGAAAUGACGUUUGAAGAAAGAAUGGCUUACGAAGAAAAGCUUGAGGAGGCGGAGACGGAAAGAUAUAUAAAGAAAAGAAAAACACUUGGGACAGUUGAUUUCCUAUCUUCACUAUAUUCUUUGAACGUGAUAAGUUAUGUGCAUAUAAAUGCUUGUAUAAACACACUAAUGAAGUCCUCUGACUCUGAGAAUAUUGAAGUGUUAUGCUAUCUGGUAGAAAAUAUAGGCGAGAAGCUAGUUGUAAGUGGGAAGGAACACAUCAUAUCAAUGAUAUGCUCUAAACUUGUACAAAAGAAAAACAGCUAUGCAAACAGAAUUAGAUACAUGAUAGAAAAUCUCCUUGAAAAGAAAAACUCCUGGAAGCCAAAAGAGGUGAAGGCCGGAAACGUCUUUUCUUGUCUAGAAGUUGAAAACGAUUACGGGAAUGCACAAAACCAAAGUCCUGAGGAAUCAAGCAAGGAAAGCGUGCUUACAUUCCUCUCGUCCUUGUCAGAAGAAUUGUCCAUGGCAUACGAGGACGACGAUAAAGAAGUCCUCUCUGACAAUCUGCGGAUUGGGGAAUCAAAGUUUGGUGCAGUUCCAUUCUAUUUAUCAUAUUUCCAAGAAGCUAUAUCGAAUCAUAAGAUCUCUGAUCUGCUUUUCGACUUUUUCAUCUCGUUUAGGAGUACAGCAAAUGUCACCGAGACACAGCUGAAAGAAACACUAACGAGCCUUAAGAAUGAGCUGGAGAUUUUGAAGAUCGACUUCCCAAUAUCCCCUAAGAAGUAUGCAGAACUUAUAACAAAACUAAGAGUGUCUAAGAUAAUAUCCCAGCCACUGUUCGAAGAGCUCAAAAGCGAGGACUAUAAUGGAAGAGUUCGGGAUCUGAUUCUUAAAUGGUACAAAUCAGAUAAGGACCGAGAAAAGGCACUUACUAUCUUCCCAAGUGAAACGAUAGAGAGUCUUGUUGCGAAAUAA